AUGACUUCUCUCAAGCAAUUCAUUCGCAACGUGAGAGCCUCUAAAACGAUCGCAGACGAACGAGCCGUCGUCCAGAAGGAGAGUGCGGCGAUCCGAGCCAGUUUCCGGGAAGAGAGCGGUGAUUCAAAUAUACGCAGGAGAAACAAUGUUGCGAAACUUCUCUACCUCUUUACACUCGGCGAACGGACGCAUUUUGGUCAGAUUGAAUGUCUGAAACUGUUGGCCUCUCCGCGGUUUGCGGACAAGCGGCUGGGCUAUCUGGGGACGAUGCUCUUGUUGGACGAGAACCAAGAAGUGCUCACACUGGUCACCAACUCACUGAAGAAUGAUCUCAAUCAUUCGAACCAAUAUGUGGUCGGGCUUGCCCUCUGCACCCUAGGUAAUAUUGCCUCCGUCGAAAUGUCCCGAGACCUCUUUCCCGAAAUUGAAACUCUCAUCUCUACCGCCAACCCCUAUAUUCGCCGAAAAGCCGCACUGUGCGCCAUGCGAAUCUGUCGAAAAGUGCCCGAUUUGCAGGAACAUUUCUUGGAAAAGGCCAAAUUAUUGCUGCAGGACAGAAACCACGGAGUCCUCCUUUGCGGACUGACAUUGAUCACCAGCAUGUGCGAGGCGGACGAAGCAGAGGGUGGCGAAGAGGGCGUGGUAGAGAUGUUCCGGCCAGUCGUUCCCCAGCUCGUGCGGACAUUAAAGAGCCUGACCAGCUCCGGGUAUACGCCAGAACAUGAUGUUUCAGGCAUCACGGACCCUUUCCUACAAGUCAAAAUUCUGCGGUUGUUCCGAGUCCUUGGAAGGGGAGAUGCCACGACCAGCGAACAAAUGAACGACAUUUUGGCACAAGUCGCCACGAACACCGAAUCGACCAAGAAUGUUGGGAAUUCCAUCCUUUACGAGACUGUCCUCACAAUUCUCGACAUCGAGGCCGACUCAGGUCUUCGGGUAUUGGGUGUCAACAUCCUCGGGAAAUUCCUGGCCAACAAGGAUAACAACAUCCGAUAUGUGGCGCUCAACACGUUGAUCAAAGUCGUGGCAAUCGAGCCUAAUGCUGUUCAACGACAUCGAAACACCAUUUUGGAGUGCUUGAGAGACCCCGAUAUUUCGAUUCGACGGAGAGCUCUGGACCUCAGUUUCACUCUGAUCCGCGAAGACAAUGUCCGCGUUCUGAUCCGAGAAUUAUUGGCAUUCUUGGAGGUCGCCGACACCGAGUUCAAAUCGGUCAUGACCACACAGAUCGGCAUCGCGGCAGAUCGUUUUGCCCCGAAUAAACGGUGGCACAUUGACACCAUGUUGAGAGUCGUCAAAUUGGCCGGCAACUACGUCAAGGAGCAGAUCUUGUCAUCCUUUGUUCGUCUCAUUGCCACUUCCCCCGAUCAACAAACAUAUUCGGUUCAAAAAUUAUACGCCGCCUUGAAAGCUGACAUCACCCAGGAAGCUUUGACUUUGGCCGGUGUCUGGGUCAUUGGCGAGUAUGGCGACGCAUUACUUCGUGGUGGAUCGUACGAAGAGGAAGAACUGGUCAAAGAAGUCAAAGAGAGCGACAUCGUUGACUUGUAUACCACCAUCCUCAACUCCACUUAUGCCAAUCAAGUUGUUACCGAGUUUAUCAUCACAUCGGCCAUGAAACUCACCACGAGAAUGUCGGACCAGUCGCAAAUUGAACGGAUCCGCCGACUGAUGCAUUCGAGAACCUCUGACCUGAGUGUCGAGAUCCAACAAAGGGCUGUGGAAUACAGCAAUAUGUUUGGCUACGACGCCAUUCGAAGGGGCGUCCUCGAAAAGAUGCCGCCGCCCGAAAUCAAGGAGGAGCAACGAGUACUCGGUCAGGCCACCACCCCAGCCAAGGACAAGAGGAAGACUCUGAAGACCAAGUCCAAUACGAAGGUGGCCAAGACAACUGAAUCAGAUAUGCUGCUCGAUCUUAUGGGUGGAUCGGACGUUCCCGCUGUCGAUGCCAGUGCGACCCUGAAUGGUCAACGACAGACUGCCGAUCUGCUCGCCGACAUACUCGGGGACGGAAAUUCGGUUUCAAGCCCUCCACCCCCGACCAGGAGCGCAACCCUACCGUCCAAUACCGAUUCAAUCAUGGACUUGUUUGGCAAUCAAACUAUCAAGGCUGCCAGCCCUGCUCCCAGUGGCCCUCAGGCCCAUCCCGCAUACGACAAAAACGGUUUGUCAGUUGCAAUCCAAGUUUCCAGGAGUGGUUCUGCAAUCCAGGCCCUCGCUCGUUUUAAGAACAACUCGGCAUUCGAGCAAAUGACUGGGGUGGGAUUACAGGCGGCUGUUCCCAAGAAUCAAAAGUUGACCCUCCAGGGUAUCAAUAAGAGCACCCUUGAUGGUGGUGAGGAAGCCACCCAAGGCAUGAAAAUCAUUGCGGCGACAGGAGCACUGCCCGCGAAACUCCGCCUUCGCUUGAAGAUCUCGUACGCUAAAGAUGGGGGUGCACCACUAACGGAACAAGUCGACUGGACCGAACCAUAA
Rhinocladiella mackenziei CBS 650.93 is the source of this 2475-nucleotide messenger RNA. RefSeq lists its product as uncharacterized. Gene Ontology annotation, biological process: receptor-mediated endocytosis; intracellular protein transport; Golgi to vacuole transport. Gene Ontology annotation, cellular component: AP-1 adaptor complex; membrane coat; Golgi apparatus. The record is from RefSeq and is a predicted model, not a curated record. The transcript has 5 exons. Gene Ontology annotation, molecular function: clathrin-cargo adaptor activity. Bases 1 to 2475 code for a protein of 824 amino acids. NCBI's taxonomy places the organism in Eukaryota, Fungi, Ascomycota, Eurotiomycetes, Chaetothyriales, Herpotrichiellaceae.